Molecule: messenger RNA, 1539 nt
Organism: Saprolegnia parasitica CBS 223.65
Lineage: Eukaryota; Oomycota; Saprolegniomycetes; Saprolegniales; Saprolegniaceae
Exons: 3
Coding region: 199-1386 (395 amino acids)
Cellular component (GO): cytoplasm; nucleus
Molecular function (GO): protein binding
Source: RefSeq, a predicted model, not a curated record
CCGGAUGCCGCAGUGUCGGCUCGUAUCGAUACAACGGAUGCGUGCGGACGCGCGUUAGCGAAUGAUGAGCAUGCGCAGCCUGUCGGGACGGACGAUUCCGAAGACAACGGCGAUGCAGUGACGCCACGUACAACGGCGCCUUCUCAGGAGGACAUACCCGUCGAAUCACUGAGCGAUGACAGUCUGGCGACAGAGUCGAUGCCAGGCAAAAAUGCUUUGUCAGUACGAUACGCCACCGCGUCGGUAGACGCUUCUGUUGGCACUGAAGUCGCGCCGGAACCAUCCAUGCCUUCUUGCAGCAUACCCUCCAAAAACACCUCUCCGAGACCGUCCAGUCCUCGAUCAGACACGACACCGCUGACACGCGACGUGUCGGCAACAUCUACUCUCGCUCAUGACACCCUCGGGCCACCUAUGCCUACAGCUGCACCAGCACCCUUGACACCAACGUCCGCAGCAGUAAAGACAACAUCAGCGCGCGUAGUGACGACAUUAACCCCGGCAACGCGCACCGAGCCGCCACCGCGCCUUCUCGUGCGUCAAAGCGAGUCGCGAACUGCGUCCCGCACCGACCUCGCCUCGUGGCAGAUGAUUUACAACCGCGCAUCCAACAACAAUUACCACUGCAUUGAAGCCAUUGCACAGCACAAGGAGCUCAAGAUGAAUCUGCAUCAGGAGGAACACAACGCCCGCGAGGCCAAGAAGCGCGUUGUCGCGGGGCAGCUCCAAUCGGCGACAUACUCGACGUUCGACGUCGUGGGCCGUCCAAUCGCGGGCUACGACCUCAAGAAGCACCUUCAAGACCUCUUCAACGAGCCCGGGCGCUAUGAAGCCGAGGCCAACGCUGCCCGCCGGUCCAAAUACGAAACCCUCCUGGCCGAUCAUCCUAGUGCAAAGUGGGCCCAGCACUGGCGACCGCUGCGUUUGCCACCGACCAUGUCCCCCGCAGAGAUUCAGCAGCGCGUUGUCUCGGACCGCGACGGUACGGGCGACACCUUGCUGCAUUUGGCUGCGGCGCGCGGGUAUCUCCCCAAAGCAAAAAUGCUCAUCUCACUGGGUGCCAACGUCAACUUGGUCGACAACAGCGUCUCUCGGUUGACGCCACUGCACGAAGCCGCGAGGGCUGGCAACGCCAACAUGGUCAAGCUUCUUUUGAGUGCUGGCGGCGACUGGGCGCGACAGGAUGCCAGCGGGGACCUGCCGCUGCAUCUUGCGUGCCGCGGUGGCUUCUCGACCGUUGUCAAGGUGCUCUUGCACGCCGACGCUGACCUCUACUCGUUGCAGGUACGCAACUUCAAAGGAAAAACGCCCCUGCACGUCGUCACAAUGCCAUCGCUGCUGCAUUUUCUACAAGAGCUUGUGGCGGCGUCGCAGCGCCAACGCUAGAGCUACCGCUCUCUACCUCAUGGAUACCUCUUCUCUUCUCUGCCUGCAUGCAACGAUUCGCUCAAUGCCGUGGGUUGGUCGUCGUCUAGACCUCGUUUGUAAACGGUGGAUAAGAUCUGACAUGUCAAUGGGAACGUUGCACGUCACGGACGC